AUGACAAACGAUAAAUUUAUACCCCAAGCACCUAAAACUUAUGAAGUUAAGUAUAUUGGUGAAGAGAUUCAAUUACCUAAAUUGAGUGAGAUUACUGAUGAAAAUGGUAAAGUAAAAUUACCGCCUGAGUUAGUUGAAAAAAUGCAAGAUAUGCAAAUAUCUUGCAUGGCAACGGGAUGCGGAAACACGUAUGUUAGUAGAUGGAUGCAUUCGAAUUGUAGUUGUACCUAUCCUGGUAAUAUACAAUGGUCAACACAUGCUCGGUUAAAAUGUCCUUCUUGUGAUUUAGUCACUCUUACUGAUGUUGUGUCCAUGUUGUUAGAAUAUCCGGGUGCUAACAGGCAAUUUGCAGCAAAGUUUUUGAAAA
Racocetra persica is the source of this 367-nucleotide messenger RNA. Lineage: Eukaryota; Fungi; Glomeromycota; Glomeromycetes; Diversisporales; Gigasporaceae. The record is from the annotation of a GenBank genome assembly.